AAAACCACUUUGCAUCCCAGAAAGCUUGUCGCAUAUCUUUCUGGCAACUUGUGGGAGAAGUAAACUGGAGCGUCCUAGGCGGCGAAAGUGAACUUACAAGUUAGACUAGAUUUUGGGCGAACUACCGUGAUGGCGAAUAUUUAUCCAGACGCUUACGUACAAGGCAAUGACUGGAUGAAAAAGGAGAACCUCGCCGCAUUGACGAAGACUAUCUUUCAAAAACCUGCUGCCCAGUGUGAACAGAUCCUUGACGUUGGUUGCGGGACGGGGGACUUCACAAGGGAUGUGCUGUUGCCCAGUCAUCAUUCGUGCAGCAAGAUUGUAGCUGUUGACGUAUCAUCAGCCAUGGUAGACUACGCGAGAAGAAAUCACGGACAUUCGCGAAUCAGCUACGAGGUCCUCGACGUAACCACGACGGACCUUUCCCUAUUUCUGGACAAGCACGGAAAGUUUGACCGGAUUUACUCCUUCUUCUGUUUGCACUGGAUCAGAGACCAGGAGGCGGCUUUCAAAAAUAUUGGUAGGCUUUUGAAACAGGAUGGCGAAUGUCUGCUUUUGUUCUCCGCUCCAUUUUUUUUGUACCGGGUAUGGCUCGAGAUGGCCGGAAUGGAACGCUGGAAGGGCAUCCUUUGUGACCCCAAAGACUUCUUUGCCGAUAUCUGGCAUCGCGAUCCGUUGCCAAGCCUGAGCGACCUCGAGAAUUCUUUGCGGAACCUGAUUAUCAACUCAGGAAUGACAACCCUCGCCUGCGAGGUUUGCCCAAGUGAAGCUUACUUCCGCAGCGAAGCAGAAGUUCUCGCGUUGGUUCUUCCGGUCGUUACGGUGAAGGCGGGCACAACAGAGAAGGAGACGUCGAUCAUGAGAAGCGAACUGUCGUCAAGGCUGAUGGAGAGCUUCAAGAUUACGCCCACGGGUUGUAGCGUCUCCGUUAAUCUCUUUCGUUUUUACACUAGAAGGUAAACCGAGAGGCACAUACAGACAUGGAAAGCAACGUGAAGUAUUAUAAAGUACCUUUGGAGACUUUAGAGGUCAAUGUCAGGACAGGCGCUGUCACUGACCGGCCCGUAAGGCUCAGCCCAACCAGUUAGUUAUCUUCGAAUCUAGAGCACGUUCUAUAGCAAAGCCGAGAACAUGGCUGUUAGCCUUUAGGCGCUACAUGGCGUCUGUACUCACACGUAUCUUUAGAACAAACUUUAUUUCAUGAUGAUUCCAAUUGUAAUAUAUGAAGUGUUGCCAUACCAGCAGAGGCACGCACUGACGCAUGGCGUGUAGGAUGUAUACAUACUAUAGAAGCCUCGUAACGUUUAACGCGGCAAUAAUUGUGUCCAGUAUGGAAAGGGAAAAAAAAAACAGGACAGUUCUCGACCAGGGUUCAAGAUUGCAAGUCAAGUCCACGUAAUCCUCAUUUCUUCCGACGGGCUUGUUCAACAUCGUAUGUGGACGUCACUGCGUGUGUACUAACAAAAUAAAACAUGAUUAAAACUUACAAAAACACUUUUUCCAUGC
This is a messenger RNA of Ixodes scapularis (black-legged tick), 1506 nucleotides long. Its product is annotated as juvenile hormone acid O-methyltransferase-like. The record is from RefSeq and is a predicted model, not a curated record. The transcript is spliced from 3 exons. Bases 130 to 960 code for a protein of 276 amino acids. Lineage: Eukaryota; Metazoa; Arthropoda; Arachnida; Ixodida; Ixodidae.